AUUGACAGCACUCACUCGAGGUGCUCAUACGCUAUUUCGUGGUUCCUGGGAUUUUCCGUAUAGAGAGUUUCCAAUCUGUCAUAAGGCGAAGCACAUCAAACAAUGGCCAAGGUUUUUGGUGUGAUCUUCUUCACAUUUCUGUCCCUUGUGUUGGCAGAGGACAAUCAACAAAAUGAGGACGAUCCUUUCACCUUUGAUUACCACAGGCUUCGUGUGGGUGGACUGAUUCUAGCAGGUGUCCUAAGUCUGAUCGGUGUCACCAUUCUCCUCAGUGGCCACUGCAGAUGCAAGUUCAAGCAAGACAAAAGGCGAAGAACAGGAAGCAAUGCUGCAGCCCAGCAGAUGCUUAAUGACACAGCCCGGGCCAGCGAAUGCUAAGAAUCAGUCCAUGACCUGUUCAAGAAAACAGCAUGGUUGUGACCAUUGUUUUCUAUCAAAUGCUGGUUUUUUUUUUUUAUGAGGAUGGGCCUUACUCUCUAAAAAGAGGGGGAAGGCAUCUGUAAAAGGUGUGCCUUACAUCUGACCCGUCUCUCACUCACUCUGUGAGCGAUGGACAAUGGUACAACACAAUCCAUACCUGUGUUUCCAAACCAUAUACUUGUCUCAAAUGUAAGAUGUGUCUGAAAUGAUUACCAAAAAAUACUGUGUUGAAUCCUCUGGUUUUUUUUUUUGUUUUGUUUUGUUUUGUUUUUUCAUUUCAACGUUUUUGUAUUGUUAACAUAAGCACAUUAGCCUCUCAGCAGUAGAUUUGAGAAGAUCAAUUUGUUUUGAAAUGCCACUAUGCUUACUUAAAUUCAAUCACACACUGAAAAAUAAAGCCAAAAAUACAAACAAUAUAUUUACAAGCAUCUCUCUUUCUCUCACCACAUUGACGCUGCUUUUUGCAUAGUGUAGAGCAUUGUUAAAUUAAGCUCAGUAGCUAUUUAAUGUAUCAAAUGUCAAAGUGUGUUUAUGACAAUAAAUAUUUGAGUGAGAAAUUGGA
Chanos chanos (milkfish) is the source of this 982-nucleotide messenger RNA. It is a transcript of the gene fxyd3, whose product is annotated as FXYD domain containing ion transport regulator 3. The record is from RefSeq and is a predicted model, not a curated record. Gene Ontology annotation, biological process: regulation of sodium ion transmembrane transporter activity. The transcript is spliced from 8 exons. Gene Ontology annotation, molecular function: sodium channel regulator activity. Gene Ontology annotation, cellular component: membrane. The coding region runs from base 103 to 378 and encodes 91 amino acids. Lineage: Eukaryota; Metazoa; Chordata; Actinopteri; Gonorynchiformes; Chanidae.